CCUUGAGACAAAGAGGGGAAGGAGGAGAGAGAGGAAGAGGAGGAGGCGUGCAAAGUUCGCUUCAACUCCUGCUCACAGUGGCGCGCCGGCUCCCUAAACCUCACACGGGACAAACAUGACGCCGCUCGGGACGGUGCUCCUCGCCGCGUUGCUAUGGCAAUGCGGCCACGCGCAGCAAAGAGGGUUAUUCCCGGCUGUUUUAAACUUGGCGUCCAUGGCGGAUAUUACAACCAAUGCUACGUGUGGGCUAUCUGAACCAGAGAUGUUCUGUAAACUAGUAGAACAUGUACCAGGUCAGCCUGUAAGAAACCCACAAUGUCGAUUCUGCUAUCAGAACAGUGCGAAACCAUUUGAGCGUCACCCCAUAGAAUAUGCCAUUGAUGGGACGAACCGUUGGUGGCAAAGUCCCUCCAUCAAGAAUGGAAUGGAGUACCACUAUGUGACGAUAACACUGGACUUGAAACAGGUUUUCCAGGUAGCCUACGUGAUCAUUAAGGCUGCCAACUCGCCUCGUCCGGGUAACUGGAUCUUGGAGCGUUCAAUAGAUGGUGUGACCUUUGAACCGUGGCAGUUCUUCGCCCUCACAGAGACGGAGUGCCUGACAAGGUUCAACAUGAAUCCAAGGACAGGACCGCCAUCGUAUACUAGAGAUGAUGAAGUUAUCUGCACAGCUUUCUAUUCCAAGAUUCACCCUUUGGAAAAUGGAGAGAUCCACACUUCUUUAAUCAAUGGUCGUCCCAGUGCGGAUGACCCUUCCCCGACCCUGCUGAACUUCACCUCAGCACGCUACAUCAGACUGGUCUUUCAGAGGAUCAGAACGCUCAAUGCAGACCUCAUGACGCUGACACUGCAUGACCCCAAAGAUAUCGAUCCCAUUGUGACAAGACGGUACUACUACUCCAUUAAGGAUAUUUCGGUCGGAGGGAUGUGCAUCUGUUAUGGUCAUGCAAAGGCCUGUCCACUCAACAGUGUUACCAAGAAGUUUAGCUGUGAAUGUGAACACAACACAUGCGGAGAGAGUUGCGAUCGUUGUUGCCCUGGUUACCACCAACAAGCAUGGAUGGCUGGAACUUUCGUCACGCGACACGUUUGUGAGCAGUGUAACUGCCAUGGGAAGGCUGAGGAAUGCUACUUUAAUCAGACUGUAGCAGACCUAUCGCUCAGCCUGGACGUCCACGGCCAAUACCGAGGGGGUGGAGUGUGUAUUUCAUGCCGUGACAACACAGAUGGUAUCAACUGUCAGAGCUGUGUUCCCGGCUACUACAGACCUACUGGAGUGAACGCUGAGGAGGAAAACCCCUGCAUCCCUUGCUCAUGUGACUCACAUGGUUCUCAUGGCCAGUCUUGUGUUGAGGACUCAAGCCGGGCGACACCUUCCCAGCCACCAGGGUCAUGCCGUUGUAAGGAAGGUUUUGGCGGUCUGCGAUGUGACAGGUGUGCAAUUGGUUAUAUGGGCUACCCAGACUGUCAGCCAUGUAACUGCAGCAUCGAGGGAAGCAGCAACAGUGACCCGUGUACUUCACCCUGCAUGUGCAAGGAGAAUGUGGAGGGAGAGAAUUGUGGCCGCUGCAAACUCGGCUUCUACAAUCUCCAGCGUGACAAUCUGCGUGGCUGCGAGAAAUGCUCUUGUAUGGGCGUAGCGAGCCAGUGCUCUGCCUCCACGUGGGUUUAUCAGAAUGAGAGCACACUGGCUGGCUGGUACCUGAGUGGAGAUUCAGGACGGACAGUGUGGCCUAUUCACAGAGAGACACCUCAAUAUCUAAGUGUCCACCAUGCAGAUGUUGUGGACAACCUUGGCUCCGCUUACUACUGGAAUGCACCUGAAUCAUACCUGGGAAACAAGCUACCAGCCUAUGGAGGGACAGUGGUCUACACUGUGUCUUACACUAUAGAUCAGCAGGAAAGGAUUAUUCGAGUCACUUCAGAACCCGACUUUAUUAUUGAGGGCGGUGGGAUCAAGAUUAUGGACAAACGGUACGGACUACCCGUAUACCCAUCCUCGCAAAGCACCAAUCACAUCGCUCUCCUUCCUGAGAACUUCCUGGUUUUAGAGACUGCUGAGCCAAUCGGCCGCAGGGACUUCUUGACAGUGUUGGCAAACAUGACCAGACUAAUGGUCAGAGCCUCUUACAGUACGGAACCCAGUGCUGUGUACAGACUUCACUUAUUCUUGAUGCAGGUAGGUAAUCGCUAUGCCAAAGGAGAGAGGACAGCAUCAGCUGUUGAAAUGUGUUCUUGUCCACCCGGAUAUGCCGGAACAUCCUGUGAGGCUUGUGUUGCUGGAUUCCGAAGAGUGGAUGGGCAGCUCUACAACGGUGUGUGUGAAGUGUGUCAUUGUCAUGGCCAUGCAACACAAUGCCACCAGAUCACAGGCCACUGCCUGGACUGUUCCCACCGCACCACAGGCCCCCACUGUGACACCUGCCAACGUGGUUAUUAUGGCGAUGCCACCCACGGGUCAGCCACAGAUUGUCAGCCCUGUGCCUGCCCUCUCAAUCUGGCUAGUAACAAUUUCAGCCCAACCUGCCACCUUGGUGAGGGAGGAGAGCUGCUGUGUGACCAGUGUCAGCCUGGAUACACCGGACCAAGAUGUGACAGGUGUUCCAAUGGGUAUUACGGACAACCCACUGUCCCAGGAGGCUCCUGCCAGCCCUGUAAUUGCCACGGUAACCUGGACCUGUCUACACCAGGCAGCUGUGAUCCAAUCACAGGACAGUGUCUGCAUUGUCGACAUGGUUACAGCGGCGUGGCUUGCGACAGUUGUGACGACGGUUUCUUUGGAGACGCCAUCACUGCAAAGAACUGUCAGCCUUGUCGGUGCCAUAUUAACGGCUCCGUUUCAGAAAUCUGCAAUAAGGAGAGCGGGCGGUGCCAGUGCAGGGAAAAUGUGGUUGGACGGCAGUGUGACGACUGCACGCCUAAUUACUGGUGGGACGCUGAGAGUCACGAGUGCGUGGCCUGUCGCUGCACCCACCUUGGCUCCGUCUCUCAACGCUGCGACGUUGAGGGCAGCUGUAUCUGUCGCCCAGGAUUCGCGGGCAAGCACUGUGACCUGCGUCGCCAAGGUUAUGAGAGACGGGAGACGCGCCGCCCGGUGGAGCGCGUACCCGUGGAGGCCGUACAGCGGCGAUGGGGCGGGCCGUCUCGCACGGGGGGUUGUCCUAGGGGGGCAUUCUGGCCCAGUGAAGCGGCUCAGACAUUCGGCCUCGCUACAGGUGGACAGUGUGUGCCGUGUCACUGUAACUCCUUUGGCUCCAAGUCGUUUGACUGCGAUGAAAACGGUCAGUGUCGGUGCCAGCCGGGUGUCACUGGACCUAAAUGUGACCGCUGCUCACGAGGAUUCUUCAACUUCCAGGAGGGAGGCUGCACACCGUGUCUCUGCAGCCAUGUGGGCAACAACUGUGAUGCCAACACAGGACAGUGUAUCUGUCCUCCAAACACACUUGGUGAAAGGUGCGACCGCUGCGCCCCCAACCACUGGGGCCACGAUAUCAUGACUGGAUGCAAGGAGUGUGGCUGUAGUUUGGUGGGCUCAGUGCAACAGCAAUGCAACGUCAACACGGGCUGCUGCCUCUGCCACGACUCCUUUAGAGGAGAGAAAUGCAAUGAAUGUCAGCUGGGAUACAGAGACUUUCCUCAGUGCACCACAUGCGAGUGUACCAUCUCAGGAUCGGACAGCGAGACUUGCGACAUAGAGCGAGGAGUUUGUGCCUGCGCGGAUCGAACUGGGAAGUGCAGCUGCAAGGAAAAUGUGAUGGGAGACAACUGUGACCGUUGCAAGCCCAACACAUUCGGAUUAUCCCUGCAAAAUCCGCUUGGUUGCAGCAAAUGUUACUGUUACGGCCUGACACACUCCUGCACUGAGUCACAGGGACUCAUCAGGAUGUGGUUAACACUGAGGCCAGAGCAGACAGUGCUUCCCCUGGUGGAUAAAAACAGCAUUGUUGAGACGAGAACAGGAGUGAGCUUCAAACACCCAGAGAUCCUCGCACACGCUGAGCUGGUCACCACAGUUCUUUCUGAGCCCUAUUACUGGAAACUACCACAACAGUUCCGAGGCUCCAUGAUCACAGCAUACGGUGGGAAGUUGAAGUAUGCAGUAUACUAUGAGGCUAGAGAUGAAACUGGGCCCUCCUCAUACGAGCCCCAGGUUAUCAUUAAGGGCGGCGCUAGCCACAACAUUGUGAUGACACGCCACGUAGCGGGGCUCCAGAUUGGUCAGCUCACACGGCACGAGAUAGACAUGACAGAGCAUGAGUGGAGGCAUGCAGAUGGACGGCCAAUGACACGGCAGGACUUCAUGGAUGUUUUGUUCUAUGUGGACUACAUCCUCAUCAAGGCCUCACAUGGCAACCAGAUGCGAAACAGCCAUAUUUCAGAGAUAAAUCUCACUGUGGCAGAAGAAGGUACACCCACGAGGGAGAGUGAGAAAGCCUACCAAAUAGAAAAAUGUGAAUGUCCAAUUGGAUACUCCGGACUAUCCUGUGAGGAGUGUGCAGCCGGUUUCUACCGCCUUCGCAGCAGCUCACACGCAUCUGCUCCGGCCUCCAGAGUCCCCACUGCUGUGGGCAUGGGCGGCUGUGUUCAGUGCCAGUGCAGCGGCCACUCGACCACCUGUGACCCUGACACAUCCAUAUGCCAGAACUGUCAAGACAACACAGAGGGGGAUCACUGUGAGCGCUGUGCUCCGGGAUUCUACGGUGUGGUCCGAGGAUUCCAUGAUGACUGCAAACCUUGCGCCUGCCCCCUUACGACACCUGGGAACAAUUUUAGUCCAAUGUGCGUCACCGAAGGGUAUGAUGACUACCGUUGUACGUCUUGUCCUGAGGGAUACGAGGGAAAAUACUGUGAAAGAUGUUCCACUGGUUACCAUGGUAACCCUCAGAUGCCCGGCGGUCGAUGCGAGGAGUGUAAGUGUUCCCCGUGGGGGGCGUUGCCCGGACCGUGUGACCCUGUCACUGGCCAAUGCCGAUGCACGGUCGGGGCAUCUGGGAGGUCUUGUGACCAGUGCAUGGAAAGGCAUGUGUGUGGACCAUCUGGGAUCAUCUCGUGUGACGACGAGUGCUCAGGUUUGCUGAUCAGUGACAUGGACCGUCUGUAUCGCAUCAUCACUGACAUCACGGUGACCACGCCCUUGCCGCCACCUUACAAGAUCCUGUACCGCUUUGAGAACAUGACCGAAGAACUCAAGCACAUGCUGUCACCUCAGAAAGCUCCGGAGAGAUUACUGCAGCUGGCCGACUCCAACUUGGGAUCGCUGGUUGUUGAGAUGGACCAGCUCCACAGCAGGGCUACGAAAGUGUCUGCCGAUGGAGAACAAGUGGAAGACGAUGCCAACAGAAUUCAGACGCGAGCCGAGGUCCUGGAGAAGUUCAUCAGGGACACGCUGCUAGGAGCUCAAGACCUUCAGUCCAAAGCUGACGAGUUGAACCGCAUGCUGGCACGCAAAGACGGAACGCCGGAAAAAGGUUUGAAGGAGAUAAAGGAGGAGAUUCAAACCAUGCUGGCCGAGAUGAGAAAACGACAGCUGGGAGAGAAGCGGAUCAUUGCCGAGGAGGAGAUGGACCUGGCAGAGCAGUUGUUCCAGAAAAUGAAGAGGAUGUUCGGUGAUCCUCAUCAAGCCACAGAAGACCUAAAAGCAGAGAUAAAAGGCAAGCUGUCAGACCAUGAGGGCAAACUUCAGGAGGCCCAAGAUCUUCUUUACUCUGCUCGUGAGAAAACAAGGCUGGCUGGCUUGCUGGCUGGACAAAACCAAGUCAACCUCACAUUCUUGGAGAGGAAGCAUGCUGCAGUCCUUGGGGUUAAAGAAGAAGCACAAAAGGUCCUGGGGGAAGGAGAAACCCUUUUGGAUGAUGCCAACCAGCUCUCAGACAACAUCAAUAAAGAGUUAGAGGAUGCGGAGGAGAUGAGGAAAGACCUCGGUCCUCUUAACGAGCAGCUGGAUGACAAAGUCCGGGACCUCACCGACGGUUUGAGUGGUGGCGGCCUGGCUCAUCGCGUGCGUGCUGCUGAGGAUCACGCCCAACAGCUUAAUGAAUCCGCUGCAAUUUUGGAUGGAAUCUUGGCCGAAGCGAAGAAUCUCUCCUUCAACGCAACAGCUGCCUUCAAAGCAUACACAAACAUUAAAGCGAAUGUUGACGAAGCAGAGAAAGAGGCGAAGAUGGCCAAGCAGAGGGGGUCAGAAGCACUGACAAUGGCUUUAGGCCCAGAGAUCCCAGUGAAGGAGGAAGCUCAAGGUGCCCUUCAGAAGAGUCUCAAGCUGCUCAACCAGGCUAAGCAACUCCAUAAUGAUGUCAAAGACAAUGCUGCUACUGUCUCUGGACUAAAGGGCAGAGUUAAAUCUGCAAGAGACCGAACCAAAGACCUGCUCAAAGCUAUCAAUGGAACCAUGACAACACUCGGCACUAUUCCCAAUGACACAGCAGCCAAGCUGGCGGCGACAAAGACUGUGGCCGCUGAGGCAAACGCUACGGCCAUCGACGUCCUGGAGCGCCUCGCGGCCUUGAACCUUCAGGUCAACGACAUACAGAAGAACUUCAGCAAGUUGGCCGACACGGUCAACACUGCCAACAAAAUGAUCCAGGACCCGGAGAAAAACAUCCACGCAGCUGGAGCUAAAGUGAAGGAUUUAGAAGAUGAAGCUGAUCGGCUGUUGGAGAAGCUGAAGCCUAUCAAAAAGCUGGAGGACAACUUGAGGCGAAACAUCUCACAGAUCAAGGAACUGAUCAACCAAGCCAGGAAACAAGCUAACUCAAUCAAAGUGUCGGUGUCGUCAGGUGGUGACUGUUUGCGGAGUUACCGCCCUGACAUCAGGAAGGGCAGGUACAACACCAUCAUUCUUCAUGUCAAAACCACAACGCCCGAUAAUCUUCUCUUGUACCUCGGUUCUGCCAAAUAUGUUGAUUUCUUGGCUCUGGAGAUGCGUAAGGGAAAGGUGUAUUUCCUUUGGGACGUGGGUUCAGGUGUGGGACGGGUGGAAUAUCCCCAUCUCACCAUCAAUGACGGGAACUGGCACAGAAUAGAAGCUUCUCGUAACGGAUUGAAUGGCACCAUAUUAGUGUACCCUCUAGAAGGUCCAAGGGCUGGUGUGGUGCCAACCCCAAGCAGCGCAAACUCACCCGUAACCUACACCAUCCUCGACGUGGACCAGAACGCUUACCUGUUUGUCGGCGGAAUACUCGGCACAAUUAAGAAAGCAGAUGCUGUGAGGACAACAACGUUCACAGGCUGCAUGGGGGAAACCUUCCUGGAUGGUAAACCAGUUGGACUUUGGAACUACAGGGACAGGCAGGGAGACUGUAAAGGAUGUGUUGUCAGCCCCCAGACAUCAAAUGGUGAAGGGACUGUCCAGCUGGACGGGGAAGGCUACGCCGCAGUGGGACGACCCACAAGAUGGAACCCAAAUGUUUCCAGUGUUACAUUCAAGUUCCGAACAUUUGCCUCCGAUGCACUGCUUAUGUAUCUGGCAACUGAAGAUAUGAAGGACUUUAUGUCCUUGGAGCUAGCAGGGGGCAAGGUGAAGAUGAACUUUGAUCUGGGGUCAGGAGUUGGCAGCGCCAUAUCACCUAACCGUCAAAACGAUGGACGCUGGAAGUCUCUCACUAUGUCUCGAAACAAGAAGCAAGCCACAGUUACCAUCGUGGACAUUGAAACCAGUGCUGAGGAGAAGAUAGCGGCCACAUCUCUGGGUACGGCCUCUGGGCUGAACCUCAAGGAGAAGCAGAGCAUUUAUUUUGGAGGCCUGCCCACCAUUGGAAACUAUAGCAUGAAAUCCAGGCCAGAGGUCAUGCUGAAGCGUUAUGUAGGCUGCCUUCGGGAGAUUGAAGUAUCCCGAACUCCCUAUAAUCUCCUCAGUAGCUCUGAUUACACUGGGGUUACUAAAGGAUGUAAUGUAGAGAACCUGUACACAGUCAGCUUCUCCAAGCCGGGAUUUGUGGAGCUCGGUGGGCUGUCCCUGGCGGUCGGCACUGAGAUCAGCCUGUCUUUCAGCACCCUGGUAGACACUGGCACCCUGCUGUUAGCCGUGGGUGGGCCUCUGCCCCUCAGCCAACAGGUCCGUAACAAAAAUGUCAUCUCUAAGAGGAAACGCAGACAAUCAGGAGAGCCCUUCCUCUCAGUGAUGCUGAACAAAGGCUCCCUGGAGGUGUUGGUGUAUACGGGCAGCCACAGUCUGCGUCGUGUCAUCAGACGACCCGAGCAAGGCAUCCUGAGUGAUGGUAGAGAGCACUCGCUGCGUAUCGAGAGAUUACCUGGCAGAUCUUUUGCAGUUCAAGUGGAUGAGGAGGCAAAAAGAGAGGCUGCACUUCCUAAUGACCAGCCAAUCAGCUUGCAGCGUGUGUUCCUCGGUGGUAUUCCUGCUGAUGUGGAGCAGACAUCCAACAGGGCCAACGUCCCAUUCCAAGGAUGUAUUUGGAAUCUCAUGGUCAACGCUGUAGUGUCAGACUUCUCCCAGGCGGUGUCCUUUGAAAAUGCUGAAAUCGGCCAGUGUCCCAGCCUUGCCCCGCUCCCUGCUCUUCCUUAUCCGACAGAAGAGGCGGAGAAGGAAAUAGAUGCAGCCAAACCUGACCGGCCUGCGCCGACUGCUGUACCUGUUACAUGGCCUCCUGUACUUCCUGCUGAGCCCACAGCACUUGUCGCACCUGCUGCCACACCCACUGCUACACCUACUUCUGCUGAAGCCCCGCCCACUGCUGAUACGGACUCGUGCCCCUCAGCUGUGGCCCCUGUGGCUCUGGAGAAGGCCUACCAGUUCGGACUGAGCAGGAACAGUCACAUGAGCUUCGCCUUUGAUGACGCCAAAGUGAGAGAGAGGUUGAUUUUGGAGUUUGAGCUGAGAACACAGGAGGAGUCAGGACUCGUUCUCUACAUGGCCAGAAUCAACCACGCUGACUUUGUCUCCAUCCAGAUCAAGGAUGGACAGGUGUGCCUGGGUUAUGACCUCGGUCACGGCAACACAUCUGGAUGCGUCCCCUUUUCCAUCAAUGACGGCAACUGGCAUAAGAUCCGUGUGGCUCGCAGCAAGCAGAGAGCUCUCCUGGUGGUGGAUGGGCGAUACAGUAAACAGAUGAUCAGCCCCAAAAAGGCUGACCUGCUGGACGUGGUGGGCGUGCUGUAUGUCGGUGGUCUCCCGCACAACUACACCACCAAGAGGAUCGGACCGAUUCUUUACAGCAUCAACGGGUGCAUACGGCGCUUGAAGAUGGUUGGCGGUCCUGUCAGCACAAAGGCUGCUGCUACUGGUCGUACCGAGGCGCUCACUGAGGACUUCGAGCUCGACAUGGCGACGCCAACGUCCGGCCACAUGGUCGGAAGAUGCUUUGCUGCCACUGAGGCGGGAACUUAUUUUGACGGAACCGGCUUCUUGAAAGCAGUUUCCAGCUACAGAGUGGGUCUCGACGUGUCCAUUGGAUUGGAGUUCCGAACCAGCAGAACCAAUGGCGUCCUUUUGGCCAUCAGUAACCAAGGCAAUGAUGGACUUGGUAUAGAGAUUGUUCAGGGCCAGCUGCUCUUCCACGUUGACAACGGCGCCGGACGCAUCACGGCGAUGCACGCGUCCGACAGCGACGGCUUCUGUGACGGCCGGUGGCACACGGUCGUCGCCGUCAAGGCUCGCCACAGGGUGGAGCUCCUGGUGGAUGGGAAGAUGAGCCAAGCGCAGAGUCCCAACGCACGGUCCAACACCUGCGAUACCAACGACCCGAUCUACGUGGGAGGCUACCCAGACGGUGUUCAUCAGGCAGCUCUGUCCGGCCGCACGUCCUUCAGAGGUUGCAUGAGGAACCUGAAGAUCGUCAAAGCCUCAAAGGUCAUGGAGGUGCACUUCAACAAGGCUCUGGAAGUCACAGGAGUCCAACCGCUCUCGUGUCCUGCCAUCGCUGCAUGACAACCGACCCUCUAAGCGUCUCUGCCGUUUUUAAAUGGACUCAAAGGUCAAAGGUUUUGAACACUGAUUUUGAUGCAGCUUAAUGUGCAGUCUGGACAAUAAAUAUGUAAUGGCUCCUUACCAAAGUGUAAUAUAAUGUACUUUCUUUACUUUAAUGUACUUUCACCCCAACAUUAAAUCUACCAUUCAAAAUCUAAACAUUAACACAACAAACUUUACGAAAACAAUAACAAACAAAUAUUUACAAAUCUACAUUUAACAUUAAAUCUACCAUACUAAAUCGUUGGGAUCAUUUUUGACCUGCCCGCAUAUUUAACUUCCAAGUUAAACUAAUGUAAGUCACUUUACUGGAUACACCAACUGACCACUUGACCAAUUAGAGUUGAGUUAUAUCAAAUAUUGUGCCCUUACAAAUAUAAUGUUCAGAGGUAUGAAUAUAACCAAACAUUUAUUAUGCUUUUAUUCUGGAGUGGUGUAUCCUAAUAAGAGCUUUCCCUAAAAUUUGAAUCAAACUCGACACAAUCAGUAAAGAAACAUGCUUUGUAAUUGUAUGAAUGUUACAAUAGUAAUACAUUGUCUUAUAUUGCUUAUCGCCCUCCAUUUCCUCAUAUUUCAUACUGUAACUGUGACUGUAACAAACUUCUAUUUGUUUUAAAUGUCACUCCUGUUCUUUUGUCAUCAGUCAAGCUCCCUUCCUUUUCUUACACUUUUCUGAGUCGCCAUUUCCUCACUGUAAAAGAGCUUAAGACUGAAUACUGCUUGUUUCUUGCUGUGUUGUUGAGCAUUCACUUUUAAAAAGAUGCUACACAAAUGAGAAAAGCUUUGCUUGAUUGUUCAGUGACUUUGGUUGCUGGCUGGCCCUCAUGGAUAAUGUUAUUUGUCAAUUUGAGGGAUAAUUACAAUUUUCUGUUUCUGUUGAAUUUAUAGGAACAUAGAGAUAUAUAAAUAUGGAUUUUACUAUAAAUGUGGAUACACAGACAUCCACAGGAAUGUGAGGACAUCUGAAUUUUGAGCAGGAGAGCCCAAUAAAGUAGGAACCACAUUUGAUAAAUUGUACUUGACUCCAUGUACCUCACUAUAAAGUAGUUAUACUACUAUGAAUUAUACUUAAAUACAUAUUGUUUUGUCCUUUAAAAAGUUUGUGAUAAUCAUUACAUUUUAGUAACAAAAGAAAAGGGCUUAAUCAUCUUCUGGCUACUGUAAUAACAAUUUGUGUAUCUCAGUUAAUUACCAGCAGAUGGCGCUGCUGCAACAACAAUGAGUUUCUGGCACGCUAUUGCUUCUUAGAACUUAAAACUUUGGUUCAUAAAAAAAAAUGACUUCAGAAUAAACAAAGAGUAGCAUUUUCUUUACAUUAUUAACACUAAUGCAUUUUUAUCACGUGAGACUAAAAAGAGGAAUUUUAGUCUGUUUUUACUAAAGGUGAUAGUCUUACCUCCAUAAACACUACAGUACAGUAUUUAAUACAUCCAGUCCCAGUUAAAAAUCACCCGUGACUGCAUUUUUGCAGCUUUUUUUAUAUCGUCCAUAAUAAUAGAUCAAAUCAUUGUCUUGCGCAUUCCUCUUUUAUUAUCAUACUCUUCUUUACGUAAGAAUGGUUGGAGAGUUACAUUUGAAGCUGUGGCUGCAUGGAGUGGAAUGUUUGGAAGAUUUCAAUACAUUGGAAAGUAUCAAGUCAGUGUCAUUUUAAGUAUUACAGUUUUGUAAAGAGA
Messenger RNA from Phyllopteryx taeniolatus (common seadragon), 11595 nucleotides. RefSeq names its product laminin, alpha 2 (gene lama2). Lineage: Eukaryota; Metazoa; Chordata; Actinopteri; Syngnathiformes; Syngnathidae. Gene Ontology annotation, molecular function: signaling receptor binding; extracellular matrix structural constituent. Gene Ontology annotation, biological process: regulation of cell migration; axon guidance; regulation of embryonic development. The coding region runs from base 116 to 9883 and encodes 3255 amino acids. The record is from RefSeq and is a predicted model, not a curated record. The transcript has 74 exons. Gene Ontology annotation, cellular component: basement membrane.